AUGACCGAUAUACACUCUGAAAUCAAGGGAUUACGGAAGGAUAUUCAGAGAGAUUUGGAACUCAGCUCAGCAAGCUCCACACCUAAUUGGAAGGGAUUGGUAUCUACUGUCAAAAACGACCGCACAAGAAACCAGACGCUAUCCUCACAUAAAGAGCUAUUCAACGACUCAGCUUCGAUUCUGGAAAACCCAUUGGGCCAGUCACUAGAAUACCGUGUUUGUGAGAGCUGUGGCAAACCGGUCAGUCUUGGAGCCAUCGUGGAGCACUUGCAGAUCCAUUGCAAGGGUUUGUCCGAAGAGCACAAUCAAAAACCGUCAAACGUAAAGGUUGAGGAAAACGAUCCUCUGGAAGACAUGCCGUCUUCUGAUGCCAAGAAGAAGGGCAAUCCCGUGAAUUCCAAAAGGUCAACACCAUUUGAAACGGAGAAUGGGAAUCCUGAGAGUAGUCCUGCAGUGAAAAAGCAACGCAAAACUGCUGCCCCACCAGCAUCAUCAAAAGCCAAGAGACGUAUCAAACAGAGAAACCCAACUGAAAAACAUUUGAUUGACUUUGACAAGCAAUGCGGUGUUGAACUACCGGAAGGAGGCUACUGUGGCCGCUCUUUAACGUGCAAGUCUCAUUCUGUAGGCACCAAGAGAGCUGUUGAAGGCAGAUCUGAGCCUUUUGAUACACUGUUGAGCCAUUAUCAAAAGAAAAACCAGCUCAAAACGGGCAAUAACAAUAAGCAAAAAUCAAAGGUUAGUCAACAGUUACCUCAAACGCAGCAAAGCCAGAACAACCAAAUCAAUGAGAAAUCUUCAUCCGAAAUAACUCCAGAAGAAGAGACAACUCAAGUUCUCAAUGGUGUAUCCAGAUCUUUCCCACUUCCACUGGAAACUAGCGUAUUGGGAUCAUCGAGAAGCAGAACCAAAUAUUUUAGGAUGCGUGAAAUGUUCUCAUCUUCAUUUUCAGUACGCCCUGGCUUCAGCAGUCCUGGAUAUGGUGCCAUUCAUUCUCGCGUUGGAUGCAUUGACCUUGACAGAACAACAGACUAUACUUUCCGCAUACGUACUCCGCAGUUGAUAAAUCAAACGAACCCAAAUAACCUGAAUCCACAACAACGACAAAAGCUGCAGCAGCAACGGAUGCUCCAAGCUCAAAUGCUGGCUCAACAACAACAACAACAACAGCAGCAACAGCCGCAACAACAACACCAACCGCAGCAACAGAACCAUCAACAGGCACAACAACAACAACAACAACAACAACAACAACAACAACAACAACAACAACAACAACAACAACAACAACAACAACAACAACAACAACAACAACAACAACAACAACAACAACAACAACAACAACAACAACAACAACAUCAACAGCAGCAACAACAACAUCAACGCCAACAAUUACAACAACCGCACCAACCACAACAACAACAUAUUUUACAGCAACAGCCCCAGCACUCACAACAGAAAUUCCUAUCCACCAAUCAACAAAGACAGCAAAAUCCAUCGCCCGCCUUUCUACAGCAGCAGCAGCAGCGACAGAACGGACUAGGCCAACAAAAUAGUUACACAUCUUUAUCACAAGGUGAAUUGGAAAUAGGCUUAACUCCACAGGGAAUUCAAAAACAACAGCAAAGGCUCCGACAGCAGCAAGUUCAACAACAACGUUUUGAAGCUGCUGCAUUUCAUUUGGCUACUGCUACCAAACUAAUGCAAAAUGGACCCAAGAACCAAAACACAAAUUCCAACUCAAAUAAUGGUGCAGUAUCCGCGGUAGGCUCGCCGGUCAAUAUGAUGAAUAACAGUCGAAGUAAUAGCAACUCAAUGAAUUUAACACCUGGAGAUCAACGCUAA
Lachancea nothofagi CBS 11611 is the source of this 1845-nucleotide messenger RNA. The record is from the annotation of a GenBank genome assembly. NCBI's taxonomy places the organism in Eukaryota, Fungi, Ascomycota, Saccharomycetes, Saccharomycetales, Saccharomycetaceae.